Messenger RNA from Cryptotermes secundus, 3835 nucleotides. RefSeq names its product alpha-aspartyl dipeptidase-like. Lineage: Eukaryota; Metazoa; Arthropoda; Insecta; Blattodea; Kalotermitidae. The transcript has 7 exons. The record is from RefSeq and is a predicted model, not a curated record. Gene Ontology annotation, molecular function: serine-type peptidase activity. Gene Ontology annotation, biological process: proteolysis.
GAUGGCUGCUGGCUCGUAGGUACAUACACAAAAGAAGAAGAACGUUCUGUGAUUUUUUUUUUUUUGAUCAGUGAAGGUGUGAAACCGAUGGAAGUUCAUCGACAGAUGAAGGUUCGGUAUGAUGAUGCAUGCUUGUCACAGCAGCAAGUGUACGAGUGGAGUAGGAAAUUCAGAAAUGGUGUGACGUCUGUGGCAGACGCUCCUCACCCGCGUCAGGUGCACAGAGUUGUGACCCCCGAGUCUGUUGCAGCAGUUGAAGCCCUAGCGAUAGAGAAUCGCCAAGUGUCGGUGGAUGAAAUAGCCGAAAUUCUUAACAUGAAUUACGGAUCAGCACACCAUGUCAUUCAUGAUGUGCUCCAGUUUCACAAAGUGUCUGCAAGGUGGGUGCCACAGCAGCUGACUCCAGAAUUGAAACAACGUGUUGACACCCGUAAAGAACUUCUGCGGCGCCUUGAAGCAGAAGGUGGUGGCUUCCUUUUGAGAAUCGCUAUUGGUGAUGAAACUUGGGUGCACUACCACCAACCACAAACAAAGAGAACAAGCAAGGAAUGGCAUCAUUCCUCAUCACCAAAAUCCAAGAAGUUGCGAAUCGCAUUAAUGCAUUUCCUGUAAGCAUCCGUACUUCAAAGUAUGAAUGCAUAUUCUUAAUAACUGCUGCAGACCAGCUCGGUCUAACAUAUAAGAGCCACAUGGAUACACAACAAAGGCGUAUAUUACUUUUGUCUACCUCUGUAGUGUAUGGUUCCGAGUAUCUUCAUUAUGCAACGGAUGACAUAAAUAAGUUUUUGAAAAGUAAGCACAAUGUUUCACAUAUCCUGUUUGUACCAUAUGCGUUACAUGAUUGCGAUGAAUACGCAAAUAAAGUUACAGGUGCCUUCGAGAAAUGGGGUUACAAAGUAAACAGUAUCCACACCUCAGAAGAUCCUGUUCGGGCUGUAGAAGAAGCAGAAGCAUUUUUUGUGGGUGGUGGUAACACAUUCCAACUCUUGAAGGCAUUGUAUGACUUUAAGAUAAUUGAUCCAAUCAGAAAGCGUGUGCUAGAGGAAGGUAUACCAUACAUUGGAAGCAGCGCAGGCUGUAAUGUGGCAACUGUCAGUAUUUGUACAACAAAUGAUAUGCCUAUUGUACAUCCACCCAGCUUCACAGCUCUUGGGCUUAUUCCUUUCAACAUCAACCCUCACUAUUUGGAUGACAAUCCUACAACACAUAUGGGAGAAACACAGGAACAAAGAAUUGAAUAGUACCAUAAGAUCCCUGGAGCUCCUCCUGUGGUGGGUUUGUGAGAAGGAAGCCUACUGCAUAUUGAAGGAGAUAAAAUGACACUUGUAGGGAAGUGUAGUGCACAUAUAUUUUCACCGGGAAAGAAUCCUGAGGAGUAUGAAGCAGGGUCAGAUCUUAGUUUUCUGCUGAAAGCUGUGUGACAAGUUAACACAUUCUAAUUUUUAAAGUGAAAAGUGCUUUAUAUGAUUUAAAUUAACGUUAUAUUGGGAAGGACAUUUCAGUUUUUCAGCAUUCAGCUUAAGUAUUGUUGAAUGUAUGUGUGAUCAGGGUGUGAUUAAAUGUAUAUGUAAUCAACUUACAUGAUAUGUAACAUGUAUUUUAAUAAUUUUACACUUAUGUUCUGAUGACUUUUAUUGUCUUAUAAACUGGCAGAACUACCCAUUUUUUGUAGUUAUAACAUUGCGAUUUUCCACUUUGUGUUUCCUGGUUUCAGUUGUUUCUGGUAGUACAGGCAUGCUAUAUCAUGUAUGCAUUGACAUGACAUUAAGAAAUUAUUGAUGAUAAUCUCAGAAUUCUUCAUGCCACUUGGAAAGACUCUGUGUACACUGGAAUAGAUGGGACCUCUAAUUUUGAAGAUAUAAAUGAACAUCAAAACACACAUUUAAUUUUAUAUGUAAGACUGUACAUAUUUGAAACAGUAUGUGGUAUAUAAUGCUGGUCAUUAAAAUAUUAACAUCAACCAUACCUCAUUCCUAGGGCAAUUUUAUAUGUAAGAGUGUACAUAUUUGAAACAGUAUGUGGUAUAUAAUGCUGGUCAUUAAAAUAUUAACAUCAACCAUACCUCAUUCCUAGGGCAAUUUUAUAUGUAAGAGUGUACAUAUUUGAAACAGUAUGUGGUAUAUAAUGCUGGUCAUUAAAAUAUUAACAUCAACCAUACCUCAUUCCUAGGGCAAUUUUAUAUGUAAGAGUGUACAUAUUUGAAACAGUAUGUGGUAUUACAAUGCUGGUCAUUACUAUUUGUUACUAUUUGUUCUGGUGCUCAACACUUUCAGGGGAAAACUAGAAUAGAAUAUUCUAACAAAUGAACUGAGAAAAGAAUUAUACAUUAAGUUUAUAUCGUUGGAGCCAAAAACUGAGUCCCAGGUUUCAAGACUCAGUUUAUAUUCAAAAUCCUGUAUCAUAGCCAGUUCAAUUUUCCUUAUGAUUUUUGACACAGUUUUCUGGCCCUAAAUUCUAGAAACUUCUGAUACAGGAUGCAACACCGAUCAAAUUCUUGAAGUUGAGUUUCUAGUUCUAUGUAACCUCUAAACAGCUUGACUUUUGGGCACAUCCCAAGAGCCAUACCCAGGCUCUUCCUUGCUGCGGUCGGGUUCUUGUUCCUGAUCUCAAAGUGGGCAUAGAGCAGCCAGAUCUUCGAGAAGGUAAAGUGCUUGUGUAAGUAAUUCAAGGCAAUAUUUGUACACCUGCCGAGUUCUCUUCACAUCCUCUGCCUCCAACUCUUCAAAGAGAGCAUAAUUGAUCCAAAGGUAGAUGUAGUGGCGCCAGAAUGAUUUCUCUUUGGUGGGAGGAACGUUAGCAAUAGCUCUCUCGUACGUCUCGCGGAUUACUUCCAGAUCACCCUCACUUUCCACCAGACGAAGAUAGUCAAACCAAGCAUCAUAAUUAUUUGGGUUUGCUUUGACCUCCUCUUCAUACUGAAAUUUCCUUUUGCUAACUAUAACAUCUUCUAUCCCUCUUUGAUCACCGUAUUUCUUUUCAUGGAUUGUGUAGGCUUUGUACAGUUCCUGUGUCCGAUUCUUUGGAAUAUGCUGUAAUGCAUACUUUUAGAUUACCCUUGCACGAUCAUGCUCUCUUUGACCUUCUUCAAACUUUGCAAAUGCGAGAAACAGCUUCUCAUCCAUUAACUCAUCUCCAAAGAACUCGACUGCUCGUUCAAACACACCCCGUGUACCUGAGAUGAAUCCAUGCUGUUCUUCAAACCUUGCAAAUCUGAUCCAAUUUCGAAUAUCUGGAUGAACAGACACAAACUUCUCAUAAAUUCUUCUUGCUCUGUCAGUCUCUUUGUAGCGUAGUUCAAAUUUGAUGUAUGUUAGCCAGGCCUGUUCAUCAGGUUCCCAUUCCAUCCAUCGAUCGAACACCUGACGUGCACCUGCCACAUUCCCAAUCAUUUCUUCCAUGUACGUAUAUUUGUACCACAACUGAUUGGCUCGUGGAAGAACAGUUACAGCUCGAUCCCAUAGAUUACGAGCGUGGUUAACUUGUCGGUUCCUCACCUCCAUUUCAGCGUAUCUCAGCCAUAAUAUGAUGUUGCGAUGAUCAACAUCCAAAGCUCUCUCAUAAAUGGACCGUGCCCUUUGGACUUCCUUUUGACUUUCCUCCCAUUGUGCAUAUUUAAUCCAGUUGCUAAUAACUGUACGAUUUUUCCUGAGGCUGUCCUCAAAGGCUUUUCUUUUCCUAUGCUGGUAAUCAGCAAGUUCAUCUGGAUCAGAGAUUUUUUGUUUUGGAGGAGGUGGCAAGAUUUAAAGAUCUCGUUCUUUGGCUUCUCUCAGAAGUUGUUCAGCAGUGAUCUGGACUUCUGCUGGAGCUUUGUUUUUUACAUUUGCCACUUUGGGCA